Puntigrus tetrazona (Sumatra barb) is the source of this 443-nucleotide messenger RNA. RefSeq names its product translocase of outer mitochondrial membrane 7 homolog (yeast) (gene tomm7). Gene Ontology annotation, cellular component: mitochondrial outer membrane translocase complex. The coding region runs from base 100 to 267 and encodes 55 amino acids. The transcript has 3 exons. The record is from RefSeq and is a predicted model, not a curated record. Lineage: Eukaryota; Metazoa; Chordata; Actinopteri; Cypriniformes; Cyprinidae. Gene Ontology annotation, biological process: protein import into mitochondrial matrix.
CCCGCCGCGCGCUUUCCGGCAUACGCGUGCUUCCUGCGCUCUUCCGUGCCCUUCACCGCUCCGCGUCGGAUCCAGAGACGCUCGAACCUGCGCGAAAUCAUGGCCAAACUGAGCAAAGAGAGCAAGCAGCGGCUGCAGCAGGUGUUCCAGUGCGGCCAGUUCAUCAUCCGCUGGGGCUUCAUCCCCACCGUCCUGUACCUGGGCUUCAAGCGAGGAGCCGAUCCGGGGAUGCCUGAACCCACGGUCCUCAGCUUGCUCUGGGGAUGAAGACCGGACUCUGCGCUGGAUGUAAAUACUUCUCCGCUGUUUUAAGACUUUCGCCUCCUCGCUGAGAAACACGCAAGACGUGUUCGUUUCCUUUUUGUUUUUUUUUUGUUUUUUUAUUGAAUACAUGAUGAUCAUUGUAAACAAUCGGUUUCAAAUAAAUGAAACGAGUUCAUAAA